Molecule: messenger RNA, 2918 nt
Organism: Fundulus heteroclitus (mummichog)
Lineage: Eukaryota; Metazoa; Chordata; Actinopteri; Cyprinodontiformes; Fundulidae
Gene: efcab14
Product: EF-hand calcium binding domain 14
Exons: 9
Coding region: 552-1784 (410 amino acids)
Source: RefSeq, a predicted model, not a curated record
UCUUUGUCACUGGACCAAUCAGCUGUGAGGUUUAUAGACGCAUCGGACAGCAGCAGGUUAAAUUAGUAGAAACAUAGUAAUUCGUUUAUAAAUCAACGUGUGUUAAUCUAGUAAUGUUUUAUUUUUAUUUUGGGUUUUUUGUUAAAAUGGGCGUUAUUGGAGUACAUAUUUUCUAAAACAACCGACGUAAAAUAAGAACACGGAAGCUACUGUUAGCAAACAAUAGCUAGCUGAGUUAGCUUAACAGACAUGAAAACCCGGUAGCUGACAGAAGCGGUUGUUUUACAUAAGCAACUUUCUGGGUGUAAAGUUAUGAUAACCAGGAGCUAAAACACCCUAUGUAGCUCUAUAUUGUUAAAGUAACCCGGCGGAUGACGAGCCCGAUGUCUUUAUAUAUCAGUUUUCUGCGUUACGCUGCUUGAAUUUCGGCUAGCAGGGUGAAGUUAGCUUAGCUGCUACAUAAACAGACAACAUCCAGCAAACUGGACAAAACAUUGGAUUUAGUUGGCUUUAAAUCGGGAUCGGCGGGUUCGCUGACUCCUCAGAAGAAGAUGAAGAAGAGGAAGGAGCUGAACGCCCUGAUCGGACUCGGAGACAGCAAGCGAAAGAAGACUAAAAAGGGGUCAGGGCACCGACUUCUCCGAACCGAACCACCGGGCUCGGAAUCAGAAUCGAGCUCGGAGGAUGAUGACUUCAACACCCUGAACGGCGGAACUAACUUUGGGAAAAGAAGCUACUCACAGUGCUGCAACGUGUGCUACCCGUUGUUUUUGUUCAUCAUACUAGCCGCCUGUGUCAUGGCUUGUGCUGGACUCAUAUGGAUGCAGAUUGCACUGAAAGAAGAUUUGGACUCCCUGAAGGAGAAGUUGCACAGCAUGGAAUCCAGCCAGAAAGUGUCAUCGAGUGAAAUCCCCAAAAUGGGCGAGGACUUGAAAAAUCUGGAGAAAAAACUUAAUGACAUUGAAAACGGGGACCGGGGAGUGAACAAAUUCUGGUCUAACCUGACAGAAAUUAAUCGUAAGAUCACGUCCCUGGAUUCUGCUGUUAACCAUUUAAAAACCAAUCUGAAAUCCUCCGCGGAUCUAAUCUUACUUCCAUCCUCAGUUGAAGAGCUUCAGAAGAGUGUUGCCACAAUUGGCAGCACGCUCACGCGUGUACAGCAUGACGUGGAAACGAUGCUUGACAAGCAGAAGGAAGAGGACGUGUCAAAGAAGACUUUGGACAUCACAGACCUAAAAAGAGCCAUGGGUGAGGUCAACAAGACCGAGGAGCAGCACCAUAUGUGGACUGAUGAGCAGAUCCACAUUCUUCUGUCUACUGUUGCAGAUCUUCAUCAAAGAAUGGCCUCAUUGGAGAAUGGGUCAAAACACAGCUAUAAUGAUGCCGUAGCUUCGCCGAGUAUGAGCAGCCAAGAGCCUGUAACCGAGAGGGUGACGGAAACAACAACCCUGAAAGCAACACCUCAGGAUUUGGAAGACAUGUCCACGCCGCUGACAAAGCCACAGAUAAGCAGACGUCCUCGCUUCUUGACUCCAAAGCGAUCUAGGAGGAACGCUGGAACAAAAUGUCCACAGACGGUGUCCCUGCCUGGUGUCAGUUCUCUAAAAGACCUUGAAGACAUCUACCAGAAAGCCGGGGUCAGGCGCGACUCCCUCGGCGUCACCUACCAAGACCUGAAGACGCAGUUUGGGCCAUCGGCUCCCAGCGAAGACGCAGUGGCGUGCUUCGAUGAUGGAGACCGGAGGUACUCGGUGACGGAGCUGAGAGCUGCUGUGGGUUUGUGAGCUCGCCGUCACUGAGAGCAGUGAACAGUAUUGGAACACCCAGCAGGGUCUGGGAGGGGGUCGGGGGGGGAUACCCCACCCUCGUCUGUAGUUGCUGCACCUUUUGUGAACUGAAUAUUUAUCUUUCUGAUGGUGGUAAAAGUGGCACUGGUAUGCCCUUCCCUCACACCUCCCUCCUCCCCCCCAGGCCUACUUAAAUAUAUUGUCAGCAUACAAGUAUUGCUUGAAUUUUAACCAGUAAAUCCAUAAAGGUGUCGGUAUGAAUCUGAUCUUAUUUUAACCGGUUCCCGGAAUCAUGUUGGUAAACCUCAAAUAAGUCCCCUUUUCCACCAUAAGUCUUCAACUUGAAUUGUUCAUGUAUCCAGUUGUAUUUAGUUUUUAUUCUUUAUUUUUCGUUUUGAUUCUGUGUCUCACCCCGAUGUAAAUGCUUUUUGUUUGCUAAACUAUUUUAGGAUGUAAACUGCCAGCUAUCGCAAAAAAAAUGUCCCACGUGUCUACAUCAACACCUGGCUCAACUCGCCCUAAAGCUUAUGUGUAGGCCCGGAGAACGACUUUUUAUGAAUGUUUACAGAUGACUACUAGAAAUGGCUCUUUUCCCAGACUUUGGUUGUGUUUUUAGACCGUUUCCUAACUUCCCCUCUAAAACAAUCAAGUAUAAGAACAGUCAAAACUUUUGUAUGGCUCUUUUCUAAGCUGAAACUGACAUUUGAAGCUCUGCUUUCCUCCACCUUUUUAGAGUGGCAGUUGUGAUCAUGUGAUUUGUCCAUCUGGGCAUUUAUCUGUAGUUUUGUUGCGUGUUGUUUUUGCUUUUCUCCUCGCCUGAUGUUUUGCAGAUUUUGAAGGGCUACAAACUCUUUACAGGAGUUCGGAACGGAUACUUAUGUGAGGCACAUGUAGCAAUAAGUGAGGUAUCACUGUGGGAAGAAGGCACGCCGAGCUCACAACAUGUAACUAGUAGUGUGAAGGAACACUGACGAUCACCAUUUACUUGAUACGUUUUAUUGCAUUAUAAAGGACCUAAUUAUGUGUGGAUUCACAAAAAGGUUCAUGUUCAGACGUUGGUGUGCUCUGUAAAAAUGUAUUUUCAACUUUGGUUUGGUUGUUUAAAUGUAUCUGUAGAGAUGAUUGACCUGG